Messenger RNA from Lagopus leucura (white-tailed ptarmigan), 2760 nucleotides. RefSeq names its product glutamate metabotropic receptor 3 (gene GRM3). Gene Ontology annotation, cellular component: membrane. The transcript is spliced from 5 exons. NCBI's taxonomy places the organism in Eukaryota, Metazoa, Chordata, Aves, Galliformes, Phasianidae. Gene Ontology annotation, molecular function: group II metabotropic glutamate receptor activity. Bases 91 to 2760 code for a protein of 889 amino acids. Gene Ontology annotation, biological process: G protein-coupled glutamate receptor signaling pathway; regulation of synaptic transmission, glutamatergic. The record is from RefSeq and is a predicted model, not a curated record.
CUUACUUGCUCAUUCUUCACUGACUUGUGGGACAACACUUCAGUUUUGGCAAUGGAUCAGAAGGAAUGAAGAGCACUUUUGCUCCCACCAAUGUUUCUUAGAGCUGCUAAAGCAGGACCAAUGAAGAUGUUCACCAGAUUGCAAGUCUUUGCGCUAGCUUUGUUUUCCAAAGGAGUUUUCCUUUCCCUAAGUGACCACAGCUUUGUAAGGAAAGAAAUUAAGAUAGAAGGAGACCUGGUCUUAGGGGGCUUAUUCCCAAUCAAUGAAAAAGGCACUGGGAUAGAAGAAUGUGGGAGAAUCAAUGAAGAUCGAGGCAUCCAGCGCUUGGAGGCCAUGUUGUUUGCCAUUGAUGCAAUCAACAGAGACAACUAUUUGCUGCCAGGAAUUAAACUUGGAGUUCACAUCUUGGACACAUGUUCCAGGGAUACAUAUGCCUUAGAACAGUCUUUGGAGUUUGUCAGGGCAUCUUUAACUAAAGUGGAUGAAACAGAAUAUAUGUGCCCAGAUGGCUCAUAUGCCAUUCAAGAGAAUUUACCAUUACUCAUCGCAGGAGUUAUAGGUGGUUCCUAUAGCAGCGUCUCCAUACAGGUGGCAAAUUUGCUCAGACUCUUCCAGAUCCCCCAGAUAAGUUAUGCCUCCACCAGUGCCAAGCUGAGUGACAAAUCCCGCUACGACUAUUUUGCAAGGACAGUGCCCCCUGACUUCUACCAAGCAAAAGCCAUGGCUGAAAUCUUACGGUUCUUCAACUGGACUUACGUGUCAACGGUUGCUUCAGAAGGAGACUAUGGGGAGACAGGGAUUGAAGCCUUUGAGCAGGAAGCUCGCCUCCGCAACAUCUGCAUUGCCACCUCUGAGAAAGUGGGACGGUCCAACAUCAGAAAGUCCUAUGAUGGUGUGAUCAGAGAGUUGCUGCAGAAACCCAAUGCCAGAGUGGUGGUGCUGUUCAUGCGAGGCGAUGACUCUCGGGAGCUCAUUGCAGCUGCCAAUCGCUUUAAUGUUUCCUUCACCUGGAUUGCCAGUGAUGGAUGGGGAGCACAAGAGAGUAUUGUCAAAGGUAAUGAGCAUAUAGCCUCUGGGGCAAUAACCUUGGAGCUUGCUUCCCAUCCAGUUAAAGAGUUUGACAGGUAUUUCCAAAGCCUCAGUCCAUACAAUAACAGACGAAACCCCUGGUUCAAGGACUUUUGGGAGCAAAAAUUCCAGUGUAAUCUCCAGAAUCGAAAGCCCCACAAAAAAACUUGUGACAAGCACUUCACCAUCAACAGUUCCAAUUAUGAGCAAGAAUCCAAGAUCAUGUUUGUUGUGAAUGCUGUGUAUGCGAUGGCCCAUGCUUUGCAUAAAAUGCAGCGGACUCUGUGUCCAAACACCACCAAACUGUGUGAUGCUAUGAAACAUCUGGAUGGCAAGAAGCUGUACAAAGAUUAUCUCCUGAAAGUAAACUUUACAGCUCCAUUCAAUCCUCCCAAUGUGGCAGACAGCACAGUCAAGUUUGAUGCCUAUGGAGAUGGGAUAGGUCGUUACAAUGUGUUUAAUUUCCAAUACACUGGAGACAGAUACUCCUACGUGAAGGUUGGUCACUGGGCAGAAACCCUGUCACUUGAGGUAGACUCCAUCCACUGGUCGAAGAGCUCUAUCCCUGUCUCCCAGUGCAGUGACCCCUGUGCUCCCAAUGAGAUGAAGAAUAUGCAACCAGGAGAUGUCUGCUGUUGGAUUUGUAUUCCCUGUGAAACAUACGAGUACCUGGCUGAUGAAUUUACUUGUGCAGACUGUGGGCCAGGAAAAUGGCCCACGGCUGACCUGACUGGCUGCUAUGACCUACCAGAAGACUACAUCAAAUGGGAAGAUGCUUGGGCAAUAGGUCCUGUUACCAUUGCAUGCAUGGGCUUUAUUUGUACUUUUUUGGUCAUUGCAGUGUUUAUCAAGCACAACAAUACUCCCCUAGUUAAAGCCUCUGGCCGUGAACUAUGCUACAUAUUGCUCUUUGGGGUCUUCCUGUCUUACAGCAUGACAUUCUUCUUCAUAGCCAAGCCUUCUCCAGCUAUCUGCACCUUGCGUCGUUUGGGGCUAGGAAGUUCCUUUGCUGUCUGCUAUUCUGCCCUCCUGACAAAAACAAACUGCAUAGCUAGAAUAUUUGAUGGCGUAAAGAACGGUGCUCAAAGGCCUAAGUUCAUCAGCCCCAGCUCUCAGGUCUUCAUAUGCCUGAGUCUCAUUUUGGUACAGAUUGUGAUGGUGUCCGUGUGGCUCAUCUUGGAGGCCCCUGGCACCAGGAGGUACACUCUUCCUGAGAAGAGAGAGACUGUCAUAUUGAAAUGCAAUGUUAAAGAUUCCAGUAUGUUAAUCUCCUUAACAUAUGAUGUAAUCCUCGUAGUCUUAUGUACUGUGUAUGCCUUCAAAACAAGGAAAUGCCCAGAGAACUUCAACGAGGCCAAGUUUAUCGGUUUCACAAUGUACACAACGUGCAUCAUUUGGCUGGCCUUUCUCCCCAUAUUUUAUGUGACAUCCAGUGACUACAGAGUGCAGACCACCACUAUGUGCAUCUCCGUGAGUCUGAGCGGCUUCGUGGUGCUGGGCUGCCUCUUCGCACCCAAGGUGCACAUCAUCCUCUUCCAACCCCAGAAGAACGUGGUCACUCACAGACUCCAUCUCAACAGGUUCAGUGUCAGUGGAACUGGGACCACAUACUCCCAGUCAUCUGCCAGUAUGUAUGUACCAACGGUCUGCAAUGGAAGGGAAGUCCUGGACUCCACCACCUCAUCUCUGUGA